Wyeomyia smithii (pitcher-plant mosquito) is the source of this 2777-nucleotide messenger RNA. RefSeq lists its product as uncharacterized. Bases 773 to 2470 code for a protein of 565 amino acids. Gene Ontology annotation, molecular function: G protein-coupled receptor activity. The record is from RefSeq and is a predicted model, not a curated record. Lineage: Eukaryota; Metazoa; Arthropoda; Insecta; Diptera; Culicidae. The transcript has 6 exons.
ACAGUAGUAACAAAGCGGAGCUUCCCAUGCGCGGAAUAUUAUUAGCAGUCACAUCUUUGUUCGGCCGGUCUUAGAACUUCGGUUCGGUUCAUGAAUAUUCAAAUUCGCUCUAGUAGGUGUCAACAGGAUGGCAGACGUGCGAAACGCACGAUGCACGGUCGCGGUUGCAUUUAGUGCGCGGCAAACCGAGAAUCUGAAUGCAUUACAUAAGUGAACGUAACUCUUCUGCCUGCCUGACGAUUUCUACGGCCCCGUUAUGAAUGGCUACGACGACUACCAGCAGCAUUGUGAUUGCGACGAUGGCACGAACGACGAUGGGGACCUGAAGGCGCGCAAACUACUACACAAGCCUCCCCGGAUCUGGACUAGAACUGACUGAGUUGAGUACACAGGUUAAGCGGGCUGUGGCUGUUGGUGUUUGUUCCUCAUCAUCGUCGUCGUCGCCGUCGGCGUUGCCGUCGUCGUCAUUGUCGUCACAGCUGGGAAACGUUACGCCGCCGCCGUCGCCGUCUGAUCUUACACAGCCUAUGCGCACCGGCUUAACAUUAAUUUACCGAUGCAAACGGGGCGGUUUAUAGGUGAAACAAUAAAUGUGUUUGUGUGUGACUUAAUUGCACGGAAUUGAGGCGCUUGUUGACAAUCGAACAUCGGCACACAGUGAGUCGCAGGCAGAGGUGCAAAGCAUUCGGCUAUCGCCGCAGUAGCGGUAAGGGCGUGUUACGCCUUAGUAAGUGGUGCAGUCAUUUUCGGCCUUGUCGGUAGUGAUUUCAAAAUGCAUUCACGUGUUCGGAUUAACCGGUUGCUAGUGUUGCUGCUGGUGAAAUUUGCGGUUGUGAUUGCACUUGCUAAUAACGGUACCGAACCAGCGACGAACGGCACGGUUAGUUGGGUUGAAAACAGCAUAGAAUCGCCCAAACAAGUGCCGUCUAAUAUGGAGGAAAUGUCCACGACACCGGAUGCGAGUACAGAGGUGCCAUCGCCGGUUACUAGUACUGCUGCUAAAACAACGCCAUCGGCUCCAGUGACAACAACCACAACACUAAAAACAGCAACAACAUCGACUGCAACAAUUGUUGUGACUAAAAGUGAAAAGCCUGAGCCUCCGCUGGAUUUGGAUGGCGGCACAGCUGGAGACAAUAAAAUGCCAAACUGCUCCCAUUUUCCGCUCUCCCCACAGCAGCCGGUGUACGACAAAAACUCCCUAAUCAAGAAGUGCUGCCCUUUCGGAGAGAUUUUCGAAUCGCUCGGCAAUGGUCACUACCGGUGCAUCCCGGGCGAACGGAAGCUGGACGUGGAAACGAUCUACGCGGUUUUCUAUGGUGACGGUGAGUGCAUCGAGGACAAGGAAAACGAACUGCACUUCAAUUACGAAGCGAACGAUUCCUGUCUGGGGAAUAAUCUGACCUUUCAGUACAGUAAACAGCAGGGUGAUGAAUUGUUUGUGAUUCAAAAUGGUUCCCUGCUUGUGCUAGAGCAGGGUGGUUUUAUGUCGGUAUUCGAUUGGUACUGCCUGGAAGUUGAUACCGAAUCCCGGUUGCUCGCUAAGGCUUGCGAUGAAGUGCCACCGAUUGUUCUGCGAUCGACGGGAGUUUUGAUUUACGUCGGAAUGGUGGUCGCGACCGCGACGCUGCUCUUCACCAGUUUAGUUCAUGUUCUGGUGCCUAGAUUGAACGAUGCUUUCGGGCACCUGUUGGCCGGACAUUCUGGGUCCUUUUUGGUUGGUCUUGUCAUGAUCACCUUGGCGGUUUGCGGUGAUCGCUGUAUAGACGAGAAUAAUAUCGUUGUAGUACAAAUAUUCGCCCAGAUUUUCCUCGUGUCAGCAGUGUUUAUAUUUCUGCUUAUGAACGUGUACAAUUAUGCCUAUGCCGCAUACUACCUCCCAAACGGAUUAGAGUUCGACACCAACAAUAAAAGAGACUUAUUUAUUUCAUUAGGCGUGCUCUAUUUAAUAACAAUCUUACCUCUGUUUCUACCAUGGAAAUACUCUCUAAUAUUUCAUCUGGUGUUGUACAUCUAUUACCUAGCGAUAGCGGUGGUGCUUUAUUUAAGUCAUCGGGCGAUCCGAACGUUGGCAAACAGCAAAUUCGUUCGCUUCACGGUAUCACAAAACUACCCAGAGUUGACCUACACGGAAGCGCUCAAUGCCCAGCCUCGAAUUAACGGGGAUCGACUGAAGGAUGUGAGAUCGCUGAAUCGUCUCUGCACGAUUGAAGCCAUCUUCUCGCUCGUCUGCUGGAUCGCCUUUAGUUCCCUCCAGCAAAGCAUCGCAAGCCAACAUGACAUUUAUCGCAUCGGGGCUGCGUACGCGGUGAUUUUUCAGGGACUGCUGAUCGGAGUGUUGUUCGUGGGUGGUCGCAAAAAGUGGACCAUCAUUCGCGAAUGCUGGAACUACUCUGGGUCGAUCGAUUUGCGUGCCUUGGAGAUGGAACGGGAGAUGCUAACGUUGGAGCGAAAGGCACCGCCGCUGUGAUUCUGCCUCUGCGAGGGAAGCUGUAAGUCAUCGGAUGACUGCAUUUUAUAAUUUUAAGAUAGAGCUGGUUAAGCUGAGUCGAACGACUUGAAUCAAUUUUCGAUUCAAUAACGAUGCCGCCUAUAGCGCGAAAGUUAAGGAAAAUUUGAAUACGAAGCAAUUAUAAACCAAAAUGCUAGGAUAAAACUGAUAGACUAGGUUGAACAAUGUUGAAUAAUGCUAAGUGACCAGUAUUUUAAGCCAUCUACCAUACAGUAAUAAAUUAAACCGUGAAUAUGGAAAAAAUAUAAAUCAGUCUUUACUAUUA